AUGGACAUUACAGUGAACGGAUCUUCGGCGCCACAGGGCCCUGGCAAUGGCAUCACAACCGCGCCUCCAAUCACGCCUCGAGUGUUUUCGACAAGCCAACCCCCUUCACUGGACGAGUUCAGAGUCUUGACUACCGAAUCUGUCCCAAUUCACUAUCCACUUGCCAAAGGCAUGGUCAAGAACGUCCCUAUUUACUACCUAUCAACAUUCACGUCGUACAGCGCAGAUCAACUCUCAGCGCUUCAGGACGAGUGGUACCACAUUCUACUGCAUGGUCCGGGUGUCUUUGCCACCAAGCAUAUGUACACCGAUCUCGGCAUGAUCGACAGAGUAAACGAUGUGUACUCCACAAUCAUUCAGAAAGAGGAGCAGAUGUCGAGCAAGAAAGGCGACCACUUCGCUACCUCCGGCUCGAAUUCUCGCAUCUGGAACUCCUUCUCCAAACACUGUCUCGUAGAUCCGGAUUCAUUCUUUGAAUAUUACUCCAAUCCGUGGCUACCGCUCAUAUCCUCGGCAUGGCUUGGUCCGCAUCACCGUCUGACUGCGCAGGUCAACAUUGUGCGACCAGGUGGCGCAGCACAGAUCAGCCACCGCGAUUAUCACAUCGGAUUUCAGGGUGCAGACUCCUGCGAGAAGUUCCCUAAAGCUGUGCAGAUUGCAAGCCAGUUUCUCACCCUUCAGGGCGCGGUCGCUCAUAGCGAUAUGCCGCCCGAGUCAGGCCCGACGAGGCUGCUGCCAUUCAGUCAGAACUUCGAAGAGGGUUACGUGGCGUAUCGACUGAAGGACUUUCAGAACUACUUCCUGGAGAAAUACGUCAGUGUACCUCUAGAGAAAGGUGAUGGGUUGUUCUUCAACCCAGCUCUCUUUCAUGCUGCGGGCUCAAACACAUCAACCGACGUGCAGCGCUCAGCCAACCUACUGCAGAUAUCGAGUGCAUUUGGCAAGCCAAUGGAGAUGAUCGACAGCUUACCGCUGGUGGAGCGCACGUGGAACACACUGGCGGAGGUAUACAAGAGAAACGGUCUGAGUGAGGAAGUCAAGGCUUUUGUCAGCAAUGUUGCGGAGGGAUAUCCCUUUCCUACCAACCUGGAUAGAAGAGUACCAGAAACGGCAGGCAUGGCACCGGCUAGUGAGCAGGAUUUGCUCAAGAAGGCACUGAAGGAAGGUUGGGGCAAGGGAAAGGUGUUGGCCGAGCUGAAGCACAUGAAAGAUGAUUCGAAAGCUUGA
This is a messenger RNA of Didymella exigua CBS 183.55, 1227 nucleotides long. RefSeq lists its product as uncharacterized. The record is from RefSeq and is a predicted model, not a curated record. Lineage: Eukaryota; Fungi; Ascomycota; Dothideomycetes; Pleosporales; Didymellaceae. The coding region runs from base 1 to 1227 and encodes 408 amino acids. Gene Ontology annotation, biological process: fatty acid alpha-oxidation. The transcript has a single exon. Gene Ontology annotation, molecular function: phytanoyl-CoA dioxygenase activity.